Messenger RNA from Cuscuta europaea, 1198 nucleotides. Lineage: Eukaryota; Viridiplantae; Streptophyta; Magnoliopsida; Solanales; Convolvulaceae. The record is from the annotation of a GenBank genome assembly.
UUUAACGUGUCAUAGAGAGGGAGAUAAAAGGAAUUCGUUUUCUGCUUUGUGAAUUGUGUGAUUCAUUCAACUGCUUUUUGAAAAGUGGGAAAACAUGUCGGCUAGUGACGGAUUCCACGCCAACCUUUUUUUCCUUCACCCCACCCCACCCCACCCCACCCCCUCAUCUUAUUCAGAUGUUUCUUCUCCUAGACUAGCUAACUAAUCACCAUAUUCAUCUGAUCUGCCAUUUUUCCACCUUCAUUUUGCUUGAAUAUUGUUUCUCCUCUACACAGGAAAUUGAAAGAUACCUGUAUAUAUCAUCAGCCAUGGGUUCUGGAGAAUGGUUUAAGAAGAUAAUCAAACUGAAGAAAGAAAAGGAUAGGAGAGGCAAAAAGGGAUUUAAAGGGACAACUUGGAGCAAAAGCAACAAUUACCUUUCCAUGAAGGAGCUUCCUAACUUAGGAAAUGGCAUUUCAGAUCUAAAAGUCAAGGCUCUUAGUAUGCCAGUUGAACAUAUUGCCGCAAUACGGAUCCAGAAAGCAUUCAGAGGACACAUGGCGAGAAACACAUUACACCGCUUAAAAGUGGUAGCUAAAUUGAAGAUCCUCACUGAAGGAAAUCCAGUAAAAAGGCAAACCUUAACAACUUUGAGGUAUCUUCACAACUGGGCUCAGAUGCAAGCAGCGAUUAGAGGUCGACGUGCUAGCAUGGUAGUGGAGGGUCAACUCCGGCAAAAGAAGCUUGAGAAUCAGUCAAAGCUCGAGGCAAAGCUUCAGAAUUUAGAGGUGGAGUGGAGCAACAGCCCGGAAACGAAGGAGGAAGCUCUUGCAAGAAUUCAUCAAAGAGAAGACGCUGCAGUGAAGCGAGAGCGCGCUUUAUCCUAUGCAUUUUCCCAUCAAUGGAGGGCAAACUCAAACACUAUGCAUGGAUGGAAUAACGUCCUACUCGGGCAGGCCGCUAAUUGGGACUGGAGCUGGACGGAUCGUUGGAUUGCUUCCCGGCCAUGGGAAAGCAGAAAAAGCCCUAAUAAGCUGAGAAGUCAUAAGUCACGUAAGAGCCCAAAUGUGCCCGUUCAAAGGAAAGUAGCUACAAAACCCCGCAGGCUAUCUAUUGAGUCGGGCGAGGAUCAAGCCAUGAGAACCUCCCAGCCUUGAGCUCUUCUGAAAACAAAGCCCUAUCUUUUUGGUGAUUGUUUAAUUUUUCAAGUAUACUUGCA